AAGAAUGCAUCCCUUAAUACGUUUUUACCGAUAUCGACAUGAAUGUGAUAAAAUGUUUUUAUAUUCUUUCUUUUAUUAUUAUGUCUGACGCAGCUCUUGAGCAAAAUGAAAUACAAAUAAAACCAGGGAAAAAUUUGUAUUCGAUUUCAUUAGAUAACAUUGAAUGUGUUUUUGAAGCUAAUGUUCAAGGUGGAACUGGGGAGAAAUGGUAUAUUAAAAUUGGAAUAAAUGAUAAGGAAACGGUUUGUCAGAUAAACAGGAAUAGUGAAACUUAUCUUGUGUUUCAAAAUUUUAAACUAAAAAUGAAUGGAAAAACUCCUGAUAAUGCAAUGCUUAUGCACAAAGGUCUAGUCCUAGAUGGCCAAUUUAUAUUUUCUAAACAAGAUGGAUCAGUUAAAGAAAGUCCGAUAUUUAAAUCUAGAUUGACAACAAUUGUGUUAGGUGCUCUAAAAGAAAAUAAAAAUGAAUUAUAGACUUUAAAAGUUUGUUCUAAUUUAUUGAUUGUAUUUGGUUUGAUAUAUAAAUAAAUUGGUUUUGGAUAAAUCUCGUAACCACAAGAGAGAUUC
Molecule: messenger RNA, 566 nt
Organism: Gordionus sp. m RMFG-2023
Lineage: Eukaryota; Metazoa; Nematomorpha; Gordioida; Chordodea; Parachordodidae
Product: myeloid-derived growth factor homolog
Exons: 5
Coding region: 39-473 (144 amino acids)
Source: RefSeq, a predicted model, not a curated record